Daphnia pulex (common water flea) is the source of this 7106-nucleotide messenger RNA. RefSeq lists its product as uncharacterized. The transcript is spliced from 37 exons. The coding region runs from base 363 to 6968 and encodes 2201 amino acids. Lineage: Eukaryota; Metazoa; Arthropoda; Branchiopoda; Diplostraca; Daphniidae. The record is from RefSeq and is a predicted model, not a curated record. Gene Ontology annotation, molecular function: serine-type endopeptidase inhibitor activity.
GAAAUGAAAAGCGAAAGAUAAUUAAUGCAGUUCCUGUAUCCUAUCCGUGACUCCUUUAUUAUUUAUUAUUCUAGGACGAGUUUAAUUAGCGGCUUCUGUAUGCAUCAGACGAACUAAAAAAUUCCUUUGCUUUAAGCGUCCUUCCCCUUUCUUUCCCCUAGUUCCGUUUCCCCACAGGCACACAUAGAGAACCGUACCGAUGCUGCUGAGCGUCACAAUCCCACCGACACGGAAUGCUCACAGGUUGUUAUAAGAUCCGCAUUGGUGUUGGAAUUCUGUCAGUAGCAAACUCCGUUGCUCGCUGUCAAGACUGUGGAAGGCGCUUUAGCUACCCCAUUUAUUAACUGCCGUACGUCGGCAACAUGGGUAUGGGGCACCGUAAUGGAGGGUGGACUCGUCGGACGCUCAUCUUUUUCCUCCUGUUGAGUCUCACUCUGGCUGAUGAAGAACACGUCGAAUCGGGUGACAACACACCAGAUCUCACCACCGACACCUCGAUUACGUUUACGGACCGUGACGAUUUCCCAGACCAUGAGGAGACUGUUAAUAAUGCAUUGCUGAUGCACCCCACCGAAGAAACUACAACUCACGCCUGUCAAACACCGGCCGAUCCCGGUCCUUGCACGGGAGAGUUGAUCAGGUUCUUUUACGACUCGACGGCUCUGAGAUGUCGUCAGUUUAUCUACGGAGGAUGUGAGGGAAAUAAAAACAAUUUUGGCACCGAAGCGGAUUGUAUGAAAAUGUGCGCCCACACUUUGGUCGACCAACCCUUUAGAGAUAGCGAUCAAAACGACUUUCCCACGGAUACUUCGGUCGGCGACAAAGACCAAAUGCUCACGCUAGCCAAUGGCCACAGCGAAACUUCGUUCACUUUCUCGGCCGAAUAUCCUUUCAUCCAGCUGAAAGCCGUCGACAUUAGCGAAUUCAAACUUCGACAGGUUAGGGAAAUCAUUUUUGAAUUUCGUUCUCCGGAAGCGCAAGGAUUGCUGCUCUAUCAGGCCCUGAGGAAUCCGCCUCCCGACGAACCGAAAUACGAGUUGUAUGUCCUUUUGGAAGGAGGAGAGCUGAAAACGAUUCAUGUUUUUGGCGCCAAUGAAACCACGCUGUUGGUCGGAAAAGGUCUCAACCGUGAUUGGUGGCAUCGCGUCAGGAUACGCGUCGAUCCCACGAUCGCUUCGCUGCAAGUGCAAGUCGACGACGAAAUCCAAUCCAUAGUGAUCGAAGGCCUCGACAAAGAUGAAGGCUAUGGUCGACGCCAGCAUAUUAAUUCGACGCUCUUCAUUGGAGGAAUGAACUGGGCGCAGGAUGAAGUGGAAUCUAGUUAUCUCUUCGAACACUUUGUCGGUUGUCUGAGGAACGUCCAGCUCAAAAGUGGAUCCGAUUUGAGCAUCGUAACACCGCUAAAGGCUUCUGCCCAUCGGGACAUCGUCGAAGGAUGCGUGGACAAAUGCAAAGCGGGAGAGAAUCGAUGUCGCAAUGGCGGUAAAUGUUUGAAUCGCUACCACAGCACUGCUUGCGAUUGCUUCGGCACCAAGUAUGAAGGAGACAGUUGUGAUUAUGAUAGUCCAACUACUAUAACGCUAAGGGGCUACUCGUACAUCUCUUAUCGCAUUUACGACUGGAAAGACCGUGCUCACUCGGAAUCCAAUCGUAUUAGCCUUCUGUUUCGCGCGUUGAUGGGCGAUUCCAUUCUUUUCUAUGCCGGUGGAACAUUCCCGUACACCAAUCACGUGGCCGUUACUCUAUUGGCCAAUAGCUCAUUAUACGUUGAAGUGGAUUUUGGUGAUGGUCCUCAUGGAGUUCAUUUAGGGGAAGAUUUGACUACCGGUGUCUGGAACAACUUUACUCUCAUUCAUAACGGAAACACCUUGGAUUUCAUACUGAAUGGUCGCGGACAAAGAAUGUUGGUCCACGGGUCUCGUUAUUACUUGCGCUUUGACCCACACAUUUUCGUCGGUGGUGAUCGCAAGCCAUUGGGACUAGGUCUCCGUUCAAGCAACAAUUUUGUAGGCUGCUUAUCUGAAGUCUACUUCAAUGACGUCUCCAUCCUGCAGAAGCUAAGAACAAAUUCACCACACGCUUUGUAUCAUAGCAUUUUCCGGCCGGAAAUAGGGCAAUGCAAGGAUGUACCCGUAGUUCCGAUAACGUUUCCUUUUCAAGAAUCCAAAUUAUCCAUCAGUCUACAAAUGGUUCCUAUGACAGAGCAAAAAUUGCAGAUUAAUCUGGGUUUUAAGACACGCAAUUCAACUGCUGUACUAGCUCACGGUACUGGCAAAACAGUAGACGGAGUAGUUGGUUUGUGGGAGUUAAAAUUGAGCAAAGGUGAAAUGGAGUUCCGGAUAUCUGAAGAUGCCACCAAUGAAUCUUUGUGUUUCGUUGUACUAAAAAAGGGUCAACGCUUGGCCGAUGGUUCGUGGCAUCAAGUGCAUUUAGUCUACGGACAUGAUGGCGUUAGUUUGGCCGUUGAUUACCGUAGACCAGAAUUCAAAAACCUUAACCAAGGCAAUGUUCCUUCUCUUACAUUGGAUGAGGAAUCUCUCAUUGUAAUUGGAGUUGGUUAUCUCGACUCCCAACCCGGUUUUAUCGGUUGUAUUCGAGAUCUUGUCAUGAAUCGCAAGAAACUUGACCCUCGUGCUUUACUUUCAACUGCCCUAGUCAGGGAAAUAUCACUUGACAAUUGUCAGUUGGUAGAUCCGUGCCAUCGCCCGAAUGCUUGCGAGCACGGCGGAUUGUGCAACGUUGACGAAGGUCGAGUCGUUUGCGAUUGCACAGGAACAGGCUACACUGGAAAGAACUGCCAUUUUGCUCUGUACAAGAGGACUUGUGAAGAACUGGCGCUGCUUGGCUACAUGAAGAGCGGAGUUUAUGAGAUUGACAUUGACGGAAAUGGACCUCACCCACCUGCUCACGUUCGCUGUGAAUUUGAGGCUAACAGUGGAGUGCGGAAGACAGUGGUGGAACACAAUCUGCCCCAAGAUGCUGAAAUUCGCGGUCGUGUCAUGGAUAAUGUUGUUUUUAAUUUGACCUAUCGAGAAUUUAGCGCUGAAAUGCUGCAAAGUUUAAUUUCUCAAUCUCUGCAAUGCAAACAAAUUCUUCGUUACGAUUGCUACAAAGCUCCCCUGGAACUACAUUCGUACACGUGGUUCCGCUCGGCAGCAGGAAAUCUGCUGGAUUCCAUUCCGCUAGGAAAAGCGCAACCUGGACGAUGCCCUUGUUCACAAAAUCAAAAUUGCAAACACGCAAGCGUAUUUUGCAAUUGUGACGCUGACGAACCGCGCUGGCUGUCCGAUGAAGGGUAUUUAACGCAACCCGAGGAUUUGGGGAUAACUCAAAUAUUUGCUCUACAACAGCGGCGUCUUGUACCACAAGCAGAAGGGCGAAUUACUUUGGGGCCUUUGGAAUGCGUGGAAGCAAACACGCAGCAGUACGUAGUGACAUUCAAAUCUCCAGACUCCUACAUGGAGGUUCCUGGAUGGCAUCGUGGAGAUUUGGCGUUCAGUUUUCGUACAUCUAGCGAAAGAGCUAUUUUACUUUACCAGCCACUUUUACACCCGAAACAUCCCUACUUCAGAGUUCUUCUUGUUAAUGAAUACAAGUUGACGCUCGAGUUCUCCAUUAAUGGUGAGCCGAGGAGUGUUACGGUGAAAAGUUCUCGAGAUCUCAACUCCGGAGAGUGGCAACAAGUCUGGAUCGACUACAACGAAUAUCAUGUAAGGUUCACAGUCAAUCAGGAAUCGAUAUUGGUCGAUCUCAACGACGGCGAAGAGUUUGGACCAUUUGAGGCCACCCUUUUUAUCGGAGGUGCUCCAGAGGAAAUGCUGGGCUCAGAAACUGCAGUUCAUACAGAUGGGCUUGUUGGCUGCUUUCGAGGAUUAGUUAUGAAUAACGAAGUUGUAAACCUUUACGCCUACAUGAACGCGCGCUUCCCAGACAUGAUUCAAAAACACUGCCGACCUUCUUGCGAUCCCAACCCGUGUAAAAACGGGGCUUCUUGCGUCGAGUUCUGGGGCUCCUACAAGUGCGUCUGCAAGAAUCCUAUGGCUCAUUUUGGAUACAAUUGCGAAACAGACAUAAACCAAAAUGCCGUAACUUUCCGGACCGCAUCGUCAUUUGUGGAAGCCAACGCAACUACAUUAGAUAUUGCCAACAAUUUGGGAUUGAGGGGAUUCUUUCACCAAGACAUUCUCAUUAACCUUCGUACAUUUGAUAGUCGUUCGCUGAUUUUUUAUGCUUACGACUAUCACAAUAAUUUUGUCCAGUUGCACAUAGAAGACGGUAAUCAGGUGGUUUUCACAUUUAAUUCAGCCAAUACGAUUCACAGCGUUUCAACUGUCGUCAAGGGGUUAACAUCAGGGCAGUCGAUUCAAAUAUUAGUAGAUCGAGAAGCUGAAUCCACAGCUCUACAUGUCAACACAGCCAAAAGUAUAAUUGAAGCCCCACUAAGUUUAAUGCAAAGCUAUGCUCGAGCUCCCUGGAUUAACAAGGAAAAAGAAAUGAUCAAACCACCUAGACCUGUCCGACGACCAGAAGAAUUUUAUCAAGUUUUCCUUGGUGGAGUUGACGAGGAUUACAUGACGACGUCGCUUGGUGGCUACACUGGUUGUCUACGGGGUCUGAGUGUUGGUGGCAACAUUUUAGAUCUCACAUCGAAGGGCGCCGAUGGUAUUGCGCGUGAUGCUAAUGAUUGGCUUCCAUUUGGUAAAACAUUCCUGGUCACCAAUUGGGCGGCAAGAGGAAGUCUUGUCACACAAGACCGAGACGCCUCGGAAGACGGAAGCGAGGAAUCCGGUGUAGUGCACAAUUGCAAUAUGCUUUGCGACCAACAGCCGUGUCAAAAUGGAGGCGCUUGUUUGGAAGAUUUCCGAUCCAAUACUUACCAUUGCGAUUGCGAGAUGACAUCGUAUUCUGGCUCAUAUUGUACGGAAGAAAAAGGAGCACAUUUCCGCGGUGACUCUUAUAUUACUGCACAUUAUGCCUCUCUGGACUUGGAUGCAAUCAAAAUUCAGCUAGCUUUCUCUACGACGGCCGUUCGUAACAUUGCUCAGGCUUUGUUAUUGAUUCAAACAAGCAAAGCAAAAACCAAGUACCUUUUGGUAAGCUUGACAGCGCUGGGAUAUUUAAGAAUCGAAGACGAUCGCGGCAAUGGUGUUGUUUACGGCGCUGAAGUGAAAUCUGUUAAUUUUCUUAAUGGUGCCCGCCACUCGGUUUAUUAUAAGCGAAACGGAGCCAAUGCCAUAUUGCUGAUAGAUAGAGACGACGUUCCUCUCCGUCCGUUGAGCACAUCGAUACAUCCAGAUGGACUGGCUGAUGUGACGGAUGAAAAUGCUAUCCAUAUCGGCGGAGUGAAAGUUACAAACGACCCACGGUUUACGGACUAUGACCACUUCGACGGAUGCAUAUCUAACGUUGUGGUAGAACUUGAUGGGACUCAGUUACAUCCUUUAUUGGCUUACCUUGGUUAUCAGCGAUCUGGACUGGAGGCGGUCACUUCACACGACCCAGAAGGCAUUGAAGAAGAAGCGAGAUGUGCAGCAUUUUCAAUAACACCCCCCGGAGUUAUAGAGGAUGAUAUGGAUUCAUAUAAUGACACGUCCGACCAGGAGUGGCUACCCAAACCUCCUCUCAUACUUCCGUACAAGCCUGUGUUCGUUGGUCCCGCCAAUUACGACCCAACUACAUCGAACCGAAUUCUUGUUGGACUGGGCUGCAUCUUUUUGGCAGGAUCGAUCGCCCUGGCGAUUUAUUUAUGCAAGACGCAUCGGCGCAGCAAGCGUCGCCAAUACUUGCACGACGAUGAGCAGCUUCUGAUUCUCCAAUCGUCAGUUCAGAAGCAACCAGCCAUUCGUCCGGCCUUGCGCAAUAGUCCUGUUCGAAAUGUGGGUGUCACUGCUCCGAAUGCUCACUGUAUCUUGAGACAGGUCCCAGAUGACGCAAAACUCAUUUCACUUUCCGACUCGAAUGGUUGGAAAAAUGAGUUUGUCGCAACAAGUGGAUCAGGCGUAGCACUAAAUUUACUGGACUCGAUCUCGAGCCAAGAAAACGAAAAUCAAUCGUCUAGCCCCAAUGACAAUCCAAAUCUGUGUGGUGCAGCUCCAGAAAUGCUAGUGCGCUAUUUGGAUGAUCCAGAGGCGGACAAUAUUGUAACAGAAGUUUCAGCAGAACGCUUUUCAGGCAUCGUCCCAAGUAUCGAAGAAGCAGGAACCAUCUCACGUACUGGCUCGUUUCAAGGGUCAGAAACAGACUCAAAAGAGUGGCCGUCUACACACAAGCAACACUACCAAGCAGCAAAUACGACGGUUUCACCAUCACUCGAAAUUACUGAUGAAAGUGAGUCAGAGACUCUAAAACCGAAAAACUACGAAUGUUUAAAUGGUGAUAGUGAUACCUCCAAAAUACCACUUACCACUGCUCUGUUAGAAAGCAUGCCUUCAAUAAUUGACAUGGUAACUGAUGUCUUACGUACCGCCAAAAACAUCCUCGAGGACGGUGUUGAGGAAUCGAGCGUAAAAAACGACACUGUCGAUCUGAUGAACGCUGACAACUCAGUGCUCAAAGAAUUGGUAGACAAUAGUCUCCCUAGAAAUGACACGUCGCAUAAAGUGGGUUCUGAAGAAAUUCCAAACAUUCCAGUAAAGCGAGCACCUAUCGAACGCAUCAGCGAAUCGAAUCUAUCUGACGAUGACAAUGCAUCAGUGGACCUCUCUACCGAAGACCUGGAAUUGACUGGGGCAACAGCAGAAUACCCAGCUUCUUCAACUGAUGAUCAACUUACAAAUCAGCAAUCAACAGUUCCUGCAGUAACCAGAAACAAUGUAACAUAUGACAAUCAGAUUUUUCUAUUGCCACGGUUUGGUGCAGAAAGGGCUCGCAACUAUGCUAACCCUUUAAGUUAUCUAGGAGGGUCACGUUUGCUUACAAAAAACCUUCAACGAACUUCCAAAGAAUCAAUCUUAUCAAUUGAUGAGUAAAAAUAUCUAUAGUAAAACUGAAUUAAAUUUAAUAUCAUGUGAAAUCGUCAUGUCAUGUAUGCUGAUUGAAAGAAAGAACUGCAUGCCUUUUAGGAUACAUAAAGACGAACUCGAAUAAAAAAUUUAGUGAAAUGUAAA